Molecule: messenger RNA, 5422 nt
Organism: Topomyia yanbarensis
Lineage: Eukaryota; Metazoa; Arthropoda; Insecta; Diptera; Culicidae
Gene: dgo
Exons: 8
Coding region: 1285-5157 (1290 amino acids)
Molecular function (GO): protein binding
Source: RefSeq, a predicted model, not a curated record
UUCCCGACGGACGUGUUCGCGGUUGUACGCAGAAGAGGACACUUCUUGAGAUCACGCUGCAGACGUUUUUUUCUAUUAGUUCGAAAAAUUAUUGCGCCUAUGCUUUCGUGAUAGAUUCUGUAAUAAAUUAUACUUUAUUUUUCUCUUAAUCUGUGUUCUGGCUUAACAUAAUAUAAUCGGCCUCGAGAGCAACUGCGAUCGUUAACUGCUGACAAAGGGAUCAGCCCGUGUAAGAAGAACGAGUCGGGUCGCGUUUUCUGUGUGUGAAAAUAUGGCGUCCGCUGUCGAUUGUUGUUGCAAUGGGACUGCAUUUCUGUCUGUUUCUUCGAACGCCGAGUAGCAUUCCAGGAUAAUCGAUAUCCGCUAGUGCGAUCAAUGAUGGAUUGUUGUAGCCGGGAUGUUCUAUGUGAAUGUCGGGGUUAAUUACCUGCACGAAUGAUGGGUGCAAUUUUACCAGUGAAUACUUGCAAAGGUGUCUGGAAAAAAUUAAACACCACAGAUGGAUCGUACGGCUGUUGUUUUUGUGUAACUUCAAAUUCUAUGAUCGAUCGUUCAGUGCUGCUAGACCAGUGAGAAAUAGUCAAUGGUUCCCAUCCGACACCGUCCUACUGACAACAAAUUGCGGUUAGGUACUUCCAAUGCACGGUUAUGCAAAGUAAGCCAAUACAUCACGCAUCGGUGCUUUACCUCGAAGGGGAGAAGAUAAAUUGAAAAUUCCUCUUAUUGCCUCAAUUUUGUAUGCAAAAAAGUUUCCCAUAUUUUUUGUUAUUUUCACUUAAAAACCAGUCUUCGAACGCGAUCUGUUUGUGUAUUAGUUUGCGGGAGUAUUGGUUCGCAAGGUUUAAACCGUCUGCCCCGUUCCGUCAGUGUAUGUGAACGCGCGUGUGAAAAGGUGUAUCAAUGAAGAAUUACUCUUGGAGAAUACCAAUUGCGCAAAACAUUAGCGGGCCGCGCAGCGCACAAAAGUAAAGCCAAAGCCGUGAAGAAUACAUCCAGAGAAGAAAGAAAACAACAACAGCAGUAGAAAUAAUCUACCUUCUUUCUCGGUGCAGUUUGGUGGCGGCGAACGCUGCAAACGUUGCAGCUUGCUGCGCCGGGACCGGAGAAAAAGUCAGCCUAAAUAAAUUCAAGUGAGUUCGACGAGGUUACAAGCGACGAACUGCAAAUAGAAGAGAGAAAGGCAAUUUCGUUUGCGUAGGUUCUUUGGAGAGAGCACAGUGGGAUUCCUGUUCGGAAAAGAUCAAAAUCAAUAGACCAUGUGAAACAGGACAAAUACCCCCAGACAUGCAUAAUGAGUCUACAGUACAUCCAACGAGGGAUAAACCGCUCCCCAACAGUGUACCGGAAAACACAAGUCGUUCCCCCUUACACGAUGCGGCAUCGAAUGGCGACGAGGCGGCGGUGGAAGUACUGCUGGCUACUGGAGCCGAUCGAAACGCGAAGGAGUUACUGCACGGCAAUACCCCACUACACGAGGCCGCCUGGAAAGGUUACAGCCGCUGUGUGAAAAUCCUAUGUUCCUUACCUAAAGUGCACAAAUCGAACACUGCCAGCAACGCCAAUCACGCCAAACUGCCGAUCGAUCUAAUCAAAGACUCAAGCAAAAUCAAAAACGUGCUACAAGACACCAAAGGAGCACUACACAGCGCCCUGCUUGGCACGCGCAAUUCCGGCGGUUUUUCGGCGCUCCAUCUGGCAGCUCAGAAUGGGCAUAACCAGAGCUGUCGAGAGAUACUGCUGGCCGGUGCCGAUCCAGAUGUACAAAACAAUUACGGCGACACUCCGCUUCAUACUGCGUGCCGCUACGGGCAUGCCGGUGCCAUCCGAAUUCUCCUCUCGGCCAAGAGCGACUACGAGCGGAUCAACCUGAACGGCGACACGGCUCUGCACAUUGCCUGUGCUAUGGGUAGGCGGAAACUGACCCGAAUUCUGCUCGAGGCCGGCUGCAAGCAAGACACGAGGAAUGCUCAGGGCGAAACACCGAGGGAUAUCGCCACCCGUAAGAAUCUUGUCGAAAUUAUCAAUAUCCUCAACACCCCCGUUCAGAUCUCAGCUCGACAUGCUCGCGAGCGCAGCUCCAGUAGCUCCCACCGUAAGGAUCGUAAUGGCAAGAGCGGAGAACGAUCACGCACCAAGGAAGAUCACAAGUCUCGCGACAAAUCCCGUGGGCGUAGUGGUGGAACCCACGAUCCACGAUACGAUGUCGAUCCGCAGCACUGGUCACCGUACGGAUGCCACUACUUUCCGGACCCGAGAAAUUUUCCGUCACCCAAGUUGGAAACACUACCCAAAGAACCUCUGGCGAAAGGGGAGCAAUAUUAUCUCGAUUUGGCCGGGAAUAUUAGGAAAGGUCCGGUAGGAGUGGGCAAUACGUGCUACUGUGCUCCCUUCUUCAAACAUUUGGAACAACGGAUGAACCAGAACAGAAAGAGCAUACGAAAGUACGUACACCGGGCAACAGAGAAACUGGAUAGUCGCAUGACGGCACUAGCUAUGAAAACGGAUGAUCAAAUCGAAGAGUUGACAAAGACAAUGAUCGCAAGUCGGGUACAAUGUGAGAACAAACGGUUGCACUUGGAGCAAUGGCUGCGACGUGGGAUAACCGAGCGAUCAACCGGUCAUCACAACUCAAAAACCAAGAAGGAUGAAGCAAAUACCAAUACCUUAACGCGCUGUCGCAGUCUAGAACUGUUGGACGGUAGUGAGGAUAUUCUAACGGACCGAAUAAAAUCGUCAACGCCCCAAUUUUCUCGCAGUAUAGACUUCUUGGACUCACAAGAUCACAAGCAUCCCGAUUAUUCGGAUCAUUUUGAGAGUUCAAACAACUCUAACAUGAAAAAUCACUCAGAAGUGGACGAAUCAAGUCGACGGACACCACUGCGGAAGUUUGACGCAGAACGCCAUCAGUUAAAUGGAAGUAAACGGUCUUCAUCGGUAAGCCAAUCCGGACGUGAUAGCUAUUACUGUUCCGAUAAGGAUAAUGAUAAGGAAAAAAAUAAUGUGAUAUACCAGAAUCGAGUACCAAGCUCCGCGUAUGAAGAUACAUCAUCGAAGGAAGAGCGGAAAAUAUCAUCAUCCGCAGGAUCGUCGAGCUACGACCAUAAAAACGAAAAGAUUAAGGUUACCGAGAGGCUUGAAGAAUUACUAAGUAAAACCAAGAAAAUUCUAGAGCUGGAGAAAAUGACCAAGAAGAAACAUAGCGAUAAUAAAUAUAUUCUCGCGUUGGACCGCCUAAAAGACAUCCAUCAUUAUGACAGCAGUCCCCAAGUAUACCAGCAGACAUCUUCGAAGCGUGAUUCUACCAAUCACGGCUACGACAUUGCCCAGGAGAUGGAAAAAAUAGCACAAUCUCUGCUUCCAGCAGCACCGGUAUCACCGGAAAUUUCCAAAGAUAUAUCCACUCGCAAGGAACGGAACUACAGACACCCUGGUGGUCCAACGGGUGGAAGCACAGGUUCAACACCGCAUUCUACGAUGUCUCCAAGUUCCUCACUUCUUGGUGGUAACAAAACACAUUUGAUGAGUAUUCAUCCAGAUGCAAUGAGUGCCCAUAUGACGUCAACUAAUUUCAUCGAAGUUAUGUCAGAAAUAGCAAGCAACCAAGACUCCGAACAAGAGCAACUGCACGUCGAUAGUGUGAAUGCCCCGAUGGUUAACGGAUUCUAUGCAAAUAAUUGCUUCGAGGACAUACCAAGCUCAUCUAAUACGACCAUCAAAUCCGCGCCAAACCACAGUCGGAAGAAACAGAAGGAACAAGAGGGCGAAGAAUGCGCAGAUAGUGAUGAAGAUGAUGAGGAAGAGGAAGCGGAUGAUAAUCAAGAUGAAGAAGACGGUAAUCAAGAAAACCAGGAAGAAGAUUGGGAAUCCGAUGAUCAAUGUGACCUUUCAGAUAUGGCAAACCUGGCUCAAUUAAAAGAGCUAAAGAGUAGAAUAUUAAACGGAACCAACUGGAGAAGUCAGGUUCUACAAAAGAGCGUCCAUGAUCUGUUUCAAAAAGUUUCUGAUCCUGAAAAUUCUGUAGUACAACAAACCAAUUCAGACAGUAACGAAGUAGAGCUGGCCGAUAGUGCAGAAAAGAAUCGCGUGAAAUAUAUUAUCUCCAAACUGCAAAACAGCACCAUACAGCAAGUAGAUCCUCCGAAGGGACACGCGCCUUUAGCUCAGGAUGACAACUAUUCGGACACCAGCGAGGAAGAUGACCUUGACUGUGUAGACGGGCCUCCACCGUUAGCAGAUCGUCCAAUUACCGCUAAGAGCCUGAUUGAGAUGUACGAGAAAGCUCUUCCCAAGGUGGAAAAUCAACCAGUCGCUGCAAUCCGGCAGCAGUUCUUUAUACCAAAGGACGCCUACUUUCACGAGUUGCCAAACAGACCGAAACCUCCCCUCAAACCACCAGAUCUAACUUCUCAUCUGUCUCACCCAACGCUCCAAGACCAAAUACCCUUAUCGACUCACGCUAGAAGUCGAAAUCCUCUGCCGUCCUACUUGAACGACAAUGAAAUUUUCCACUCUAACCAAAACUCCUAUACGCAGGAUAAUCCAUCCAGUAGAUUCACUCAAUCUCAUCAAUCAACACCAGCAUUAUACUACCCAUCCCAAUCUCCUCAGUUCAUGAAUGGCAACGACUAUCUCUCUUCAUAUAACUCUCCUCAUUAUGCACCCCAGCUUCCAGUACAGGAAAAAUUACUUACAAGUCGAAAAUACAUCAACCCAUCCGCAUCCUUUGCUAUCUCCGGUGGAAGCACUGGAACACCUUCGCCCGAGUUUCCCUACCAAUUGGUCACCAGCCAACCUCAAGCAAUGCACCAUCUAGCCCACCAUCAUCAUCAUCACCUCCAACAGCAGCAGCAACAGUCAAGUUCCCAACAAUUUCGUAAAUCGCAGGACAACCUAUCGAACGACGAUUCCGGUUACAUCAGUGCCAAAGUUAGCGAAAUCCACGGGCCCGUAAUGCCAAAUGCAGCCAACAGCGGCAGCCCUUCUCCAAUGCAGCCACCACCUAUGGAGGUAAUACCGAUGCCAAGACAGUUCAUACCCUAUCAUAUGGGUAACGCAACGACAACCAGAGGACUGGACAGCGCAGUUGGCGGUGUCGCACCUGGUUCAGGGAUGAUUUAUGAUGAACACUACAACCUUGGUGCUUCUAGUUUAGUGUGAAGUGAGCGUACCGGAGUGAAGCUAGCUUAAGUUAUGUGAAUUUGUACAAAGUUUUUAGAAACCUUUUAAAAGCCGAAUUUUAAAUUAUUCACAUAUUUUUAAUGAGUUUUCGAGUGAAAUACAGUGAAAGUGCACAUUUUAACCAGUGGGGUAUGUUCCAUACAUACCACUUUGUUUUUAAUCUGAACCACUUGUUGUAAAGUACCAAUCGCCAUGUAUUUGUGGUCCAAACAUGUGUAAAUAAAAGCAACUAGUAUAUUUAUAA